Arachis ipaensis is the source of this 924-nucleotide messenger RNA. Lineage: Eukaryota; Viridiplantae; Streptophyta; Magnoliopsida; Fabales; Fabaceae. The record is from RefSeq and is a predicted model, not a curated record.
AGCUAAGCUUUGUCAUCACAUUUUUGCAGCUAGUGAUAAAGCUACAUCAAACUGGUUUGGAAUAAUAGGGAACUCAAAGAAAAAAGAAAGAGAAGAAAGAAAAUGCCUUCCCAAAAAAGGGUUAUGUGGAAAUCCUUCAUAGUUGGUUGCUUCAAAGACAAUCCCUUUUCCAAUUCCUCCUUGGACGAAACACACACAUCAUCAGUUUCAAAAAAGACACUUUCUAGGAGAAUCUCGCUCUCUGAUCUGAGCAAUUCUUCAUCACAGUCUAUAAUGAGUGAUUUGUCAAAUUCCCUCACAGGAAUUGGAUCAAACAUUCAUAUUUUCACUUACCAGGAGCUGAAAGAGAUCACACAUGGGUUCAGCAAGAACAAUUUCCUCGGCGAAGGUGGAUUCGGAAAGGUUUAUAAAGGCUUCAUUGAUGAGAAAUUUAAGCCCAGGCUUGUGCCUCAGGUUGUUGCUGUUAAGGCCCUCAAUUUGGAUGGCAAACAAGGACACAGAGAGUGGUUGGCUGAAGUAAUCUUCUUGGGGCAGUUGAAGCAUCGCAAUCUGGUGAACUUAAUUGGAUACUGCUGUGAAGAUGAACACAGGCUUCUUGUCUAUGAAUACAUGGAGAGGGGCAAUCUGGAAGAGAAGCUUUUCAAAGGUUAUUUAGCAACAUUACCUUGGCUAACAAGAAUCAAAAUAGCAAUUGGGGCUGCAAAGGGACUUUGUUUCCUUCAUGAAGAAGAAAAGCCAGUCAUAUACAGAGAUGUUAAAGCCUCAAACAUUCUGUUGGACGCUGACUAUAAUGCGAAGCUGUCGGAUUUCGGUUUAGCAAUAGAUGGACCAGGGGAAGAUCAAACACAUGUUACAACUCGUGUUAUGGGUACCCGCGGUUAUGCUGCUCCUGAGUAUAUCAUGACAGGUAUUUAUGUGUCAUAU